Messenger RNA from Funneliformis geosporum, 174 nucleotides. NCBI's taxonomy places the organism in Eukaryota, Fungi, Glomeromycota, Glomeromycetes, Glomerales, Glomeraceae. The record is from the annotation of a GenBank genome assembly.
AUGUUUGAUAGAUUACAAGCUAAUUAUCCAACUUUUCGAUCUCAUAAUGCGACUUUACGCAUUGAUUAUGUAUGGUCAACAGUAGAUAUUGCUUCUCAUUUACUUCAAUGUUCUACAGUUGAUGUUUCUACCACCUUAUCAGACCACUCGAUUGUCAUACUCAAUUAUCUCUGA